AUGGCCCCUCAGACACCAGAACCAACCACGACAAACCCUCAGACCGCCCCUCAGGCACUGCUACCAACGGGAUUGGCCCCUGCGCGAUCGGAUCUGGAUCUUGCUACUCAAUCCCCGCGAGGUCCAUCAACCUGCGUCUCCAACCCUGGGACUGAUCAAUCUCGACUUCCUUCAGACUCACCACCCACAAACAAGGAACUCUCUCCCAACGUUGGUACCACCUGCUCUCAAGACGAAGUCGUUCCAUCCCAUGAAGAUGUCCCAUCCAAUCCCGAAAGGCCCAGCGAAGCUCCUUUGUUGAUUACUGAUCCAAGCAGCUUUGAUUAUAUGAGCGGUGGUAAGAUUUGA
Molecule: messenger RNA, 348 nt
Organism: Puccinia triticina
Lineage: Eukaryota; Fungi; Basidiomycota; Pucciniomycetes; Pucciniales; Pucciniaceae
Exons: 1
Coding region: 1-348 (115 amino acids)
Source: RefSeq, a predicted model, not a curated record